GGCGGUAGGUGUGUGGGGCCGGAUGUUGAUACACACGGCGGCGGCGGGGGGAGGAUGGAGUCCGAGUCCGGCUCCGGCCAGUGUUCGGCGCCAGGCCCCGGAGCUCAGGCCACGGCGAUCAGGCUCCGGUUUGACCCGGACAAGCGGCUGGUCUGCGCCGAGUAUCCGGGGGCCGUUCGCGAUCCGCGGAAGAUGCUGGAUACCCUGGGGGGAGAGGAGGGGGUGUCCCGGACCUACGCUGACCCAUCCCGGAGGCUGGAACUGCACUUCCGCCCAAAUGACCCUUACUGCCACCCAGUGUGUGCCAACCGUUUCCCAUCGACCAGCAUAUUGCUCAGGGUAAAGAGGAUGCAGAGAAAACUGAGAGCUGGAGCAUCUCCUGUGGAGGAACGCAAAGGAGAAGAGGUUAAAUUCAAAAUGGAAAUCCUGGGACUUAUUGGGACCACUUACAAAUUCCAGGGAAUGUCCGAUUUCCAGUUUCUGGUCAUGCACACGACAGCAAGUGGCUCACAAGUUUCCAUGUACGACAAGGUCAUUCUCCACAAGCCCGAACACAGAGAGUUUUUUGACCAGGAAUUGCCGCUUUACAUUCCUCCACCAAUAUUUUCCCGCGUGGAUAACCCCGUGGAUUAUUACUACCGGCCAGAAGUCCAGCACAGGGAUGGUUACCAUCCUCCAAAAGUAUCCAACGAGAACCUGAUAGGCCUGGGGCGUGCUCGCCGUCCUCACAACGCCAUAUUUGUGAAUUUUGAUGAUGCAGAGGUGCCAUCCCAGCCCCUUGAAGCUGCUGUUCAGAACUGGAGGAAAUUCAACUCACAGACCCCAGACCGGAGAGCCGAAGAGGAGCUGAAGAGGCUUUUCGAAAUCCGGCCCAUUUGGUCCCGGAAUGCAGUGAAGUCGAAUAUUGACAUUCACCCAGACAAACUGAAGCUGCUUUUGCCUUUCGUGGCAUACUACAUGCUUACAGGGCCCUGGCGGAGUCUCUGGGUCAGGUUUGGGUACGAUCCACGAAAAGAUCCCAAAGCAAAGAUUUACCAAGUGUUGGAUUUCAGGCUACGAUGCAGCACCAAGCACGGUUACAUGCCCUCAGACAUGCCAGUGAAGGCAAAGCGCAGCACGUUUAAUUACAGUCUCCCCAUCACCAUCAGCAAGCCAGCCCCCCAGGUUGUGAGUAUUCAGGAUUUGGGAAAAGCUUCAGUAGUUCCCAAUGUCCCAGAGAGGAAGAAACUCACAUCAUCUGGAUACAAACUCAAACCGUCGGCCUACAUAUUCCGGGAGGACACUUUGCCUCCUUAUCGUCAGAUGUUUUACCAGCUGUGUGACCUGGACGCAGAGAGUUUAAGAAAAAUAAUUCAUCGCAAUGAAGGCAGAGAGACGACAUGUACUGAGCGGGACGGAUGGUGUCUGCCCAAAACCAACGAUGAGCUCCGCGACCGGAUGUCUAACAUGAUUAAAGAAAUCUGGCACAAGAACAAAGCAGUUUCAUCCUCUUCAAAAAAGAAGCCACUGGUCACACAGGGGAGAGAAGAUUCUGAAUCUGCCGAGGAUGAGGAGGAUGAAGAGGAAGAGUAUCCACCGUCAGAAGGAAGUGAAAAUGAAAUGGAGACUGAAAUUCUCGAUUACCUGUGACGUGAGUGACCGGGAGCUGCCGUUGGAGACGUGGAGGGAGAGUGGAGUGGUGGUGAUUCUGUUAGACAGAUUGUUCUGCUUUCCUGGAGGAGUAAGGUGGUAUUCCUGCAGCCACUGUGUACAGCCGCCUGGGACUCCUGCAGUUGGGGAACCAGUGAGCAAAGAGGCUGCUGAUCAUGUUGGUUACUGGUGUUCAGCCAACAAAUUCACAUGCCUCCUGUUUGCCUUUCACCUUGACAGCCAAAAACUUUACCACGGUUGUGCCACUGACUGGGGAUGGGAUGUGGAGUCACUGUGCUGUAUUGUAGCAUUGUCUGUCUCUCUGUAACAUUCAUUGGGAGGGUUUGUGAUUUCUUUGACUCCUUGGUGCAGCAGUUUAUUAGACUUUUCCCAGUCUCAAUAUGGGGUGUCAAACAGGUCCUGUCACAUGGUGUUAGGGCUAAUGAGCGCAGGUUAUUAACUUUUGUCUGUUAUUAUUAUCUGAAUCUUCCAGCUGUGAAUUCCUGUUGCCUUUCUGCAAACAACCUCAGAACCAGCCUCCAGCCGAUGUCCAUAGCGUUGGUUCCAGUAUUUCUGAUGUAUUUUGAGCCCUUUACUAUAUCUCAUGUAUGUUCUACAACAGAUGGAUUGCCAAUUACACUCCAGUAGGGACCACUCUAACAUGCAACAGAUGAGCUACCCAACUCCUUAGCCUGGACUCACUUCAAACCCUGAUCCCAAAAGGGAUGCGAUGGUGACUUCCCAGGAUAGAGGGGUGAUUACCAUCAGGUUAUUGCUCUGAGAGCGCCAUUUCCAUUAAACCUCUUUUCGCCUCUAACCUCUGAAAGGAUGACAUUUAAAACAUUGUUUUCUCUUGUUAAAUAUAGUUUUGCUUUCAAAUGGUGUUGUGAUAAUAUUUGCAUUUGAUGUGAAAUGAGGGUAUGUCUGCCUGGUGAUGAGAGAUUUACAAACUCACCUUGUCCUCACCUCUCCCACCUUGACCUAGUUCUGGGGCCUUGCAUAGGAUUGUCUUUAAGAGCCUGCGAUAAUAGAGCUAACUGUUUGGGCGGCACGGUGGCACAGUGGUUAGCACUGCUGCCUCACAGCGCCAGAGACCCGGGUUCAAUUCCUGACUCA
Chiloscyllium plagiosum (whitespotted bambooshark) is the source of this 2745-nucleotide messenger RNA. RefSeq names its product general transcription factor IIIC, polypeptide 5 (gene gtf3c5). NCBI's taxonomy places the organism in Eukaryota, Metazoa, Chordata, Chondrichthyes, Orectolobiformes, Hemiscylliidae. Gene Ontology annotation, biological process: transcription initiation at RNA polymerase III promoter. Gene Ontology annotation, molecular function: RNA polymerase III type 2 promoter sequence-specific DNA binding; RNA polymerase III type 1 promoter sequence-specific DNA binding. Gene Ontology annotation, cellular component: transcription factor TFIIIC complex. The record is from RefSeq and is a predicted model, not a curated record.